UUUGAAUAUGCAGCAGCAGCAGCAGCAGCAACCAGCUCAAACAGGCCAAUGGUCGAUCCCAGGCCCACCUCAAUAUGGACUCCAUCAAUACCCUCCCAUGCCUCAGCCUCCAUCAGUGCCGUCACGUCUUAAUCCUUAUCCCCCAGAAGUCUACACAUAUGUAUAUCAUCAUUGGAUCCAAGCGUGUCACACACUCUACGGAGGGCAAUACUCGGCCCCUCCUCCCGACCAAUUGGGUGGGUAUCCCCCCGCCGUCCAGGAUACGGGUGUACCGCCGACGGCUGCGCCACCUAGCUAUCCUUCCGCACCCCCCUUGGUGCAACCCACCCAGAACCAACGUUUGGAGCAAGUACCAGAGCAAGCACCGCCGACUAGCUAUCCUUCUGCACCCCCCUUGGCACAACCCUCCUACAACCAACGUUGGGAGCAAGUACCAGAGCAGCAAGCACCGGAGCAGCCCUACCAUUUUGGUGGGUAUCCCCCCGCCGUCCAGGGUAUGGGUGUACCGCCGGCGGUUGCGCAGCCUAGCUAUCCUUCUGCACCCCCCUUGGCACAACCACAACCCUCCUACAACCAACGUUUGGAGCAAAUACCAGAGCAGCAAGCACCGAAGCAGCCCGACCAUUUGGGUGGGUAUCCUCCCGCCGUCCAAGGUAUGGGUGUACCGCCGGCGGCUGCGCAGCUUAGCUAUCCUUCUGCACCCUCCUUGGUACAACCCUCUCGCAACCAACGUUUGGCGCAAGUACCAGAGCAGCAAGCACCGAAGCAGCCCCACCAUUUGGGUGAGUAUCCCCCCGCCGUCCAGGGUAUGGGUGUACCGCCGGCGGCUGCGCAGCCUAGCUAUCCUUCUGCACCCCCCUUGGUACAACCCUCCCACAACCAACGUUGGGAGCAAGUACCAGAGCAGCCAGCGCCGAAGCAGCCAACACCAGAGAAGCAAGCACCAGUAGCCGCCGCUGAGGAAAGCUCUGUCAAGCGUGGAAAGCGCAAGGCGGUGGACUUGGAUGAUGAUGAUGCUCCCCCGCGAAAGAAACAAAUGAUCCACCCCCUCCUUUACCAUCCCGAUUUUGAACUGGUAGAAAGUCACGGUGAAGCCCGUUACAGAUGCUGCCUGACGCAGUGCGAAAAUGCACCUUCAGUACGACAAGCUGAUAUUCAAGGUCAUAUCAGAUCGAAGAGGCACCAGAAGGUUCGGUUCAUAUCACCAGGACGUGACGAAGCUGUAACUCGCGUGGACUCUUCGGAUAUAGGCGGCUCUUUUUCCAAGAACCAGCCAGAGGCCGGCAAGGUGUCUCAAAGACCUUCCGAAGGUUUCACUUCAAGCCAGCCAUUGGAACAUUUUUCCAACAAUGUUGAAGAAAGUGCCAACCCCACUUCGAGCGAGCCGUUGGAAGAGCCUUUCAACAAUCUUGAUGAAACUGUCGAUCCGGCUUGGGACGAGCAGGUGGCUUCGGAUGAGCAGGUGGCUUCGGAUGAGCAGGUGGCUUGGGACGAGCAGGUGGCUUGGGACGAGCAGGUGGCUUGGAACGAGCAGGUGGAAGAGUGGUUCAGCAUUAUCAACAAAGCUGCCGAAUCGACUUCGGGCAAGCAGUUGGAAAAGGCUGUCAACAAUCUCGAAGAAACCGCUGACUCGGCUUCGGGCGAGCAGUUGGAAGAGGUUGUCAUCAACCUCGAAGAAACUGCUGAUUCGGCUGCGGGCGAGCAGUCGGAAGACUUUGUCAACAGUCUUGACGGAACUGACGCUUCGGCUCCGGAUGACUUGUUUGAAUAUUGUAUGAACAAUUGGGACCUAGCUUACAAAGAAGCUCCGGGCGAGCCGUCGUUGGAAGAAUUGAUAAAUCGUUUGGUGUCUUCGAACUAUGAAUUCAUCGCUAUUUAG
Molecule: messenger RNA, 1879 nt
Organism: Suillus subalutaceus
Lineage: Eukaryota; Fungi; Basidiomycota; Agaricomycetes; Boletales; Suillaceae
Exons: 3
Coding region: 8-1879 (623 amino acids)
Source: RefSeq, a predicted model, not a curated record